This is a messenger RNA of Aspergillus melleus, 1134 nucleotides long. RefSeq lists its product as uncharacterized. Gene Ontology annotation, molecular function: transmembrane transporter activity. Lineage: Eukaryota; Fungi; Ascomycota; Eurotiomycetes; Eurotiales; Aspergillaceae. Gene Ontology annotation, biological process: transmembrane transport. The record is from RefSeq and is a predicted model, not a curated record. The transcript has 5 exons. Bases 1 to 1134 code for a protein of 377 amino acids. Gene Ontology annotation, cellular component: membrane.
AUGGGAGCAAACGAUGCCGCUUACGGAGCUCUGAUCCCAUAUCUCGAAGAAUACUACGACAUUAGCUACAUGGUCGUCUCUUGCGUUUUCCUUUCACCUCUCGUCGGCUACGUCCUCGCCGCACUCGUGAACAACAAGCUUCACGAAACUAUCGGUCAGCGCGGAAUUUCCCUCAUCGUUCCUCCGUUCCGACUAGUUGCAUAUGUUCUUAGUUGCGUUCAUCCGCCAUACCCAGUUCUUGUGGUUGCAUAUAUUUUCGCAGGAAUAGCAAAUGGACUGGCAGAGGCAGCGUGGAACACCUAUCUCGGGAAUAUGGAUAAAUCAAAUGAGAUCUUAGGUCUCUUGCAUGGUGUCUAUGGUCUCGGGGCAGUGAUCAGCCCGCUUAUCGCGACCAAUUUGAUCACGAAGGCAAAUGCACCUUGGUAUUACUUUUAUUUCUUCAUGAUUGGUAUUUCCGUGAUUGAAGGGAUCAUCUCGCCAACAAUGUUCUGGCAAUUUACCGGCGUGGCAUUCAAGAAAGCCCAUGCAGACGCAGGAGACGCCAACGGUGCCGGGUUGAAAGAUGCGCUUUUCAAACGCCCUGCAGCUCGCGUUUCCUGGCUCUGCGCCGUUUUGCUACUGCUCUACGUUGGUGUUGAAGUGUCCAUCGGGGGUUGGAUCGUCACCAUUAUGAUUGACGUGCGAAAGGCAGCCGCGUUCCCAAGUGGAAUGACAGCCACGGGCUUUUGGUUGGGUAUUACAGUUGGGAGAAUGGUGUUGGGGUUCGUUACGGCGAAGAUUGGGGAGAGGAUUGCUACUUCAAUCUACAUCACCUGCUCUAUCGCUUUCUCGCUAGUUGUCUGGCUCGUGCCGAACUUCUACGCAUCUGCCGUGGCUGUCUCUAUACAGGGCUUCUUCCUCGGCCCAUUAUUCCCCGCUGUUGUCGUUGUCAUGACCAAGCUGCUACCGAAGCAUCUGCAUGUUACAUCUAUUGGGUUCGUCGCUGCUUUUGGGGGUGCUGGUGCCGCUGUGCUGCCUUUUGUGGCCGGUGGCAUUGCGCAGGGAUCGGAUGUCAAGUCUUUGUUACCGUUCAUCUUUGCGGUUUCGGUCGGAAUUUUGAUUUUCUGGUUGGGGUUGCCGAGGUCGAAGUCUUGA